Molecule: messenger RNA, 282 nt
Organism: Phanerochaete carnosa HHB-10118-sp
Lineage: Eukaryota; Fungi; Basidiomycota; Agaricomycetes; Polyporales; Phanerochaetaceae
Exons: 3
Coding region: 1-282 (93 amino acids)
Source: RefSeq, a predicted model, not a curated record
AUGUGCGCUGCGGGAAACAGAGCAGUCGCCGCAGCCCUAGGAGGUCCCGGAGGACUGAGCGUUAUAGGUCUUGUUCACGCCAUCCUCGCACUGAUUGGAUUUGGACCCAUCGGUCCUGUCGCAGGCAGUUUGGCCGCGGCCAUUCAAGCUUCUAUUGGAAAUGUUGCUGGUGGAUCAGCCUUCGCGAUUGCUCAAAGUGUCGCCAUGGGCGGAGCAGGAGUCGGCGCGUGGCUCGGCGCAGCCUUUGGCGGAGUGUUGGUUGCUCUGGGUAUCAGGAGAUAA